Helicoverpa zea (corn earworm) is the source of this 555-nucleotide messenger RNA. RefSeq names its product kunitz-type serine protease inhibitor bitisilin-3-like. The transcript is spliced from 4 exons. Gene Ontology annotation, molecular function: serine-type endopeptidase inhibitor activity. Bases 1 to 555 code for a protein of 184 amino acids. Lineage: Eukaryota; Metazoa; Arthropoda; Insecta; Lepidoptera; Noctuidae. The record is from RefSeq and is a predicted model, not a curated record.
AUGAGCGAUUGCCCUCCUCAACCUUAUUACCCAAUAACCCUCAUGGUAUCCAAAACAUGUAUGCUAAUACCACAAUCGGGACCUUGUCGCAGUAAGAUCAGUAUGUGGUAUUACGAUCCUUCAUCCAAUAACUGCUCAACCUUCGAUUGGGGGGGCUGCCAGGGGAAUGGUAAUAGGUUCAACGAGUUUGAAGAAUGCUGGGACACUUGUAUGAGUAAGCCUGGAAAGUACCGUCCAAGGUACUGCGGUCUGACUUUUGACUACGGGUUCUGUUUCGGGGCAGUAGAAAGAUAUUACUUCGACUCUAAGUGGAAAGUCUGCAAGAGUACCAUCUACUCCGGCUGUGGGGGGAACAAAAAUAACUUCUACAGUAAAGAACAGUGUGACCAAAUAUGCCGCUUCGGUAAUGCAGCACUCACCAGGGCCCCAGUAAUAGGUGGGGAAGCCGGAGGUACCAGGAAGGUGCUGAUCAUUAACCCUUACAAUACGACUCCUCGUUCAGGGGCAGCUCAGUCCCAAGCGCCGAAGAAGAAUGAUACCGCUGGGGCACCAUAA